GGCUUGGUCAUUGGUCACUCUCACACACACACUUAUUACCCAACCCGUCCAUCAACUCGCUGAGUCCUUUCUCUCCAAGUAAAUAUGGCCGGAGAAGACGACGGAAACUCGAACCAAGAAGAGCAAGACCAUCUGCACCAAACAAUCUCUUCUUACAUUGGCCUUAGCUUUUCUCUCUUCUUGGCAUCUUUGCCAAGCAACUCCUUCAAUUUUGUUCAGAAGCUUCAAUCCCAAAUCAGAGACCUCUCACUUCGUCUCUUCCACACUGAGGAGCAGCUUAAGCAAAUGAAAUCCAGGAGAAAAGAGGACUCCAAGGCCAAUGCAAGAGUUGUUGAGAUCUUUGCCAGCCACAGGAACGCAUGGCAGGCAGAAGAGAAGCGGCUACUGCAACAGAUCGACGCCGCUGGUGAGGAGAUGGCGUCACUAAGGGCCAGAAUUCAAGAUUUGCAGGGAGAGAGGGAGGAAUGGAAAGCCAGAAUUCAAGAGUUGGAGAGAGAGGUUGGUGAGAGAGAGGAGAUGAUUGGGUUUAUGUCUAGAAGUGCUGUCGCUAAUUUUGCAGCGGAGGAAGACGAAGAGGACCCAUCUGGUGGUGGCUGCGGGAACAGGGAAUGUUAUGGUUUGGAGGAGAGUUUUAAUUUUGUUUAUGAUCAGCAUCACCAUCAGCAGCAGCAGCAGCAGCAGCAGCAGCAGCAACCCGUUAAUGGAGGUUUAAGUGCCGAUUUAUUGGCUUCUCCUUAUAAGUUUUGGACUGAUAGAGCUAGUCUCUGGCAGGAUAUGCACAAUGAAUCUGUUGAAUCACUCUAUCAUAUGAAGCAUUAUGUGGCCAGAAGGGAGUCUCCAUGGAAGGUAGAUGGUGAAUCAACAGGAAUUUCCUCCAAAUUAAAGUUACUUGAACAGGAACUCCAAAAUUUGGAAAAGGUUGGCAAAACUGAUCUGUCGAAGGUUCCAGCACUGAUGAGGAAGCAGGCAAAGAGAUACCAAGCUCUUGCAGGGAAGAUUGAUGAUCUAUGUAGAAGAAUGCAAGCUAGUGAUCCCUGUGAACCAACACUUGGUCAAGAGUUCCGUACACAAAGGCAAACUGAGUUUUUGCUUGAAGCUUUUCGACUUCAGCAGCGUGCAUCUGAAACUGGACAAAAGUUGAUGGCAUUACAAACUGAGAUUGGGAAGAGUUAUUAUGGGGAUGAACUGGACAGUGAGGCCAAGCUUAGCAUGAGACGAUCUUUUGACUCCAUUAGAAACAACUUAAAGGAAGUACAGAGAAACUUAGAAAUAUGGUUGGCUCGAAUUAUGGGAGAUCUCGAAGGGAUUCUGGCCAGGGAUGGAGCCUCCCGUGCAAGGGAGUUUUAUGUUUCUAGAUACCCUUUUGUUCAGUAGAACUAACCCAAAUGUAUUUAAAGCUCUUUUUGGUAAAUAGGUUAACCUGUCUUGUAAGCCUUGAAAGCAGCAGUUGAAUAUGCUAUGGAAACCACUCAUUUCAAUAGAACUUAUUUAUAUUCCUGUUGAAGAGAUUA
Manihot esculenta (cassava) is the source of this 1511-nucleotide messenger RNA. RefSeq lists its product as uncharacterized. The coding region runs from base 85 to 1374 and encodes 429 amino acids. The transcript is spliced from 4 exons. The record is from RefSeq and is a predicted model, not a curated record. Lineage: Eukaryota; Viridiplantae; Streptophyta; Magnoliopsida; Malpighiales; Euphorbiaceae.